Xyrauchen texanus (razorback sucker) is the source of this 2787-nucleotide messenger RNA. RefSeq names its product guanylate-binding protein 1-like. Gene Ontology annotation, molecular function: GTP binding; GTPase activity. The transcript has 11 exons. The record is from RefSeq and is a predicted model, not a curated record. Bases 89 to 1951 code for a protein of 620 amino acids. NCBI's taxonomy places the organism in Eukaryota, Metazoa, Chordata, Actinopteri, Cypriniformes, Catostomidae.
CUGUGUCGGCAUCAUAACAAAUUCUUCAACAAGGAAGCCAUUGAAGCUAAACCUACCUGCUUCAAACACAAAGACCUUGAAAGCCAGCAUGUCCAAAUUCACACUAAUGCCGGGGCCCAUUUGUUUGGUGGAGAAUGUCAAUGGAUCGCUCUGCGUCUGUAAGGACGCCAUUGAGUUCCUGAGUAGGAUCAAUGAGCCGGUGGUGGUGGUGUCUGUGGUGGGACUAUACCGUACAGGGAAGUCAUACCUUAUGAACCGCUUGGCAGGUCAACAGUCAGGCUUUGCUCUCGGAAAUACAAUCGAGUCUAAGACCAAAGGCAUUUGGAUGUGGUGUGUGCCUCACCCCUUAAAAGAAGGGCAUACUCUGGUGUUGCUGGACACAGAAGGACUGGGUGACGUGGACAAGGGAGACUCUAAGAAUGACGGAUGGAUCUUCUGUCUGGCUGUUCUUCUCAGCAGCACUCUGGUGUACAACAGCCGUGGCACAAUUGAUAACAAUUCACUGGAACAGCUGCACUACAUUACUGAACUCGCUGAGCAGAUCAAGAUCAAAUCUCCAUCAAAAGCAGCAGACGAGGAGGAAGAGGAUUCUGAUUUUGUGCGUUUUUUCCCCUCAUUCGUCUGGGUCGUUAGAGAUUUCGCCUUGGCUUUGGAAAUAGAUGGAAAGAGAGUGACAGCGGACGAGUACCUCAACUUUGCCCUCCAGCUGAAGAAAGGUGUGAAUAAGAAAACCAGUGACUACAACUUGCCCCGUCAAUGCAUCCGGAAUUAUUUCCCUACCCGGAAGUGCUUUGUGUUCCCAUCUCCAACCUCACCGGAUAAAAUGACAUGCUUAGAAAGUCUACAAGAAGAGGACCUGGUGCCAGAUUUUUUGGAGGUCACAUGUAAUUUUUGUCACCACAUGUUUAUCGAGAGUGCUGUGAAAACACUGAAAGGAGGACACAUAGUUACUGGGAGAUUACUGGGUCAUCUAGUUCAGAAUUAUGUGGAUACAAUCAGCAGUGGUCGUGUGCCCUGUCUGGACAAUGCAGUGGUUACUCUGGCAAAUCUUGAGAACCAGGCAGCCGUUCAAGAAGCUUUAAAUGUGUAUCAGUGUGGGAUGGAAGAGGUGAAGAAUAUGUUUCCAGUAAUUGUUACUAAUCUUACCUCGGAGCACCAGAAGUUCAGCAGUUUGGCCACUUCUGAGUUCAUGAAACGUUCCUUUAAAGAUGAAAAAGGAGAGUACCUUGGAAAACUGGUGGAAGAAAUAGAUGCAUACUAUUUAGACCUGAUGGAUAAGAAUGAGAUGGCAUCACAGCAGAAGUGCGGACAGCUGCUGAACUAUUUGUUCUCUGAGAUGAGUGAGCGGUUGCAGAAUGGAGUGUACAGUCAGUCUGGAGGAUAUGAACUCUAUUGCAGAGACAGAGAUGCCAUCAUUGCAAAAUACCGCAGUGAGCCCAACAAAGGAGUCCGGGCCGAGGCUGUGCUUAAUGAGUUUUUGAAUGAGCGUGGAGCUGAAGCAAAUAGUAUCCUUUACACUGAUAAAGCACUCACUGAAAACGAAAAAAAGAUCCAAGAGGAGAAAGAAAAGGCAUCUCUGAUGGAACAGAUGUGUAAAGAGGAGGAAGAGAAACGAAUUGAGAGUGAACGAAUGCUGGAGGUAGAGAAAGCGCAGCAGGAGGACAGAAUGAAGCAGAUGGAGGAGAAGUUCAACCAUGAGAUGCAGCAGCAACAGCAGGAGAUGGACAAAGCUCUGGAGAGCAAACUGAAGGAGCAAGAAGAGCUGCUAAAGAAAGGUUUUAAGGAGAAAGCAAAUUUUCUUGAGGAAGAGAUACAAAAUCUAAAGAAAGAAAAGGAAAACAACAGUUCUGGUGGCUUUUUUAAGGAAUAUUUGUUGCCUAUUGUCAACACUGCGGCAAACUUGCUUCCCAGCAUCCUCCAUCACAGAUUGAUGAUGAAGAGACUAAAAUAACGAACCACAAAUUAAACACCCAUCCAAAUCAUUGUUACAUCACAUUAAUUUAUAAAUGUAUGGUGGUCACUUUGCUUAAAAAGUGGUGGGGACAGUUGGGGGGUGGUGCAUAGACGUGCUUGUUGUGAGCUCAGGAAAUAAGGAAGGCUUAGCUCAUGAUUAUGCAAAAAUAACAUGAUAUUUAACUGCUUUGAUAUAUAAACAGUAUGUAUUGUUGCAGAGACUAGUCCUGUAGUAAAGAGUUUGCUUAUGUCCAAUUCAAAAUGUAUAACUGUUUCAGUAUCAUAUUUACUUACUAUUGUCAACAUAAAUCUAAGUUCUCAUCAUUACACUGUGAUUUGUGAGAGUAGUCAAUCUAACUGACCAAUUCAAGUGUUCCUAUGAAAUCUUUGAUUUGAUCACUUCAUUUCUACUGCAUAAUGGGGGAUAGAUACAGGGAAAAAUAUAUUUUUCAUAUAGUUUUGUAUGAAAAAUAUAAAACUAUGCUACUACUGUAAAUGACCAUUGCUACUUUACAUUGUCUGCUUAAUUUAAGUGCUUUUAAAUGGCACCUGUAGGGUAUACUCAAAGUAUGUGUAAAUAAAACAAUCAUUCUAAAAUUAUGUAAAAAAGUUCUCCACACAGAAAUGAGUUAAGCAGACAACUUCCUGGUCAACAUCUGCUUGUAAAAGUGCACAAACCUUAAAUGGCAACAGUAAUGCUACAGUUGUUUACAGAUUACUCUGCUGAACUGCAUCUUCAGUGUGUGAUACUGUAGAGAUGUCAUGUCUAAUGAUAGUGUGAAACCUUGUGAUUUAAGAUAUUAUCAAAGAAGUUUCAUGUUUGGGUUUGCACCA